This is a messenger RNA of Sinocyclocheilus rhinocerous, 4007 nucleotides long. RefSeq names its product RAC-gamma serine/threonine-protein kinase-like. NCBI's taxonomy places the organism in Eukaryota, Metazoa, Chordata, Actinopteri, Cypriniformes, Cyprinidae. Gene Ontology annotation, molecular function: ATP binding; protein serine/threonine kinase activity. The transcript has 13 exons. The record is from RefSeq and is a predicted model, not a curated record. Gene Ontology annotation, biological process: protein phosphorylation. Bases 1 to 1401 code for a protein of 466 amino acids.
AUGGGAGGUGAAUAUAUUAAGAAUUGGAGACCUCGCUACUUCCUGCUAAAAACCGAUGGGUCCUUUAUCGGAUACAAGGAGAAGCCACAGGAUGCAGAUCUACCCUACCCUCUCAAUAACUUCUCUGUUGCAAAAUGCCAGCUGAUGAAAACUGAACGACCAAAGCCAAACACUUUUAUUAUUAGAUGUCUACAGUGGACUACAGUCAUAGAGAGGACCUUCCACGUGGACACACUAGAAGAGAGGGAUGAGUGGGCAGAGGCGAUCCAGAUGGUGGCAGAUAAACUCCAAAGACAGGAAGAGGAACGUAUCCAGUGUAGUCCCACCUCACAGAUAGACAACAUGGGAGAGGAGGAGAUGGACACAUCUAUCAGCCAUCACAAACGCAAGACAAUGAAUGACUUUGACUACUUAAAAUUAUUGGGAAAAGGCACUUUUGGAAAAGUCAUUCUUGUAAGGGAGAAGGCCAGCGGGAAAUAUUAUGCAAUGAAAAUUUUAAGGAAAGAGGUUAUUAUAGCAAAGGAUGAAGUGGCCCACACGCUUACAGAAAGCAGAGUACUAAAAAACACGAGACAUCCUUUUUUAACUUCUUUGAAGUACUCGUUCCAAACAAAAGACCGCCUAUGCUUCGUGAUGGAGUAUGUCAAUGGAGGAGAGCUGUUUUUCCAUUUGUCGAGAGAACGGGUGUUCUCCGAGGACCGCACGCGCUUCUACGGCGCCGAGAUCGUUUCCGCCCUCGACUACCUGCACUCUGCCAAGAUUGUGUACCGGGAUCUGAAGUUGGAGAACUUAAUGCUUGAUAAAGAUGGACACAUCAAAAUUACAGACUUUGGCCUCUGCAAGGAAGGAAUCACUGAUGCUGCUACCAUGAAGACCUUCUGUGGGACGCCAGAGUAUCUGGCACCAGAGGUGCUUGAGGACAAUGAUUACGGCCGUGCGGUGGACUGGUGGGGUCUUGGUGUGGUCAUGUAUGAGAUGAUGUGUGGCCGACUACCUUUCUACAAUCAGGACCAUGAGAAGCUCUUUGAGCUCAUCCUAAUGGAGGACAUCAAGUUCCCCAGGACCCUCUCUGCUGAUGCCAAGUCCCUUCUGUCAGGCCUGCUCAUCAAAGAUCCCAAUAAGAGACUUGGUGGAGGUCCGGAUGAUGCUAAGGAAAUUAUGCGACAUAGUUUCUUUGCUGGAAUUGACUGGCAGGAUGUCUAUGAUAAAAAGCUGAUGCCUCCCUUCAAGCCUCAGGUGUCGUCAGAGACAGAUACCAGAUAUUUCGAUGAAGAGUUCACAGCUCAGAUGAUUACAAUAACCCCUCCUGAAAAAUUCGAUGAAGAUGGGAUGGACUGCAUGGACAACGAGCGACGGCCACACUUCCCCCAGUUCUCCUACUCUGCCAGUGGGAGAGAGUGAGCGCCACGCAGCCGACACUGCCUCGUCCUCAUCAAGGUUCCCACUGGAACAAAUUUUGGUCAGCCCCGGCCCUUUUGACCCUCCAUCGUCCAUCUUGGUUCUUUCAUUUGUUUAGCUAGACCAAGGGAAACUUCUGAUUUAGGGUGACGGGAAUUUGCACGUCGGGUCGAACCGAGGUCCAGCCCGCUCAAACAUCUUUACAGCUCCAGCCCAAAGGUUGGGUCAUGAUGGGAGAACUUUUGCUGUUUGUUAGGAGUUUUGUCUUUAUUGUGUUUCUCUCUUUGAUUUGAGACGUUGCUCCACAUUCCUGAUUCAUUGGGAACUAGUAUCAAGGUGUUUGACAUCCAUUUAGUUCAGAAAAAUACAUACAACUGCAUGGCUAGAGAUUCACAUGGGUUUUGCAAUUCCAGGUACAUGUGAUAUAACUACUCAAAACCGCUCCAGUCUCAGCUGCUUCUGUUGUUACUGUUUUUAAGGUUCACCUUCUGUUAUAUAAAGUCAAAACUGCCAUAAAUGGUUUACUCAGGCUUCACAGAGGACAUCUGUGUUCAGGACUAGCUUUACCCCUCACUGUUCCGUAACUCAGUAUUCCUCCGUACAAAGCCCUGUGGACCUGAGCUAUGCAGCGCUAAACCCUCACUAAAACUGCCCGUUAGAAAUGCUCACUCAAAUGUAUUCACCGAAGGCUUUAUUUCUUACAUAUCAUCCCCUAAAAGCAUUGUCCCAGUUUUUGAUGGAAAAAAUGGCACGUUUGACUGAUGUGGAAUGUUUUAUGCACCGAUAAACAGCUGUGACGUACAGUUGAUGAUCAGACUGAAUUCCCCCAAAGCCCAAACUGUUUUAAGAACAGUUGUGAGAAAGCCUUUCAACUCAAUGCUCAAUAGUGCAAUCAGUGUAACAACGACAACAACAAAGCCAGCAUUAAUGGAAAGAACGACAGGAAGCACUAUUUUUUGUUUUAUAAGAAAAUAAGUAAUUAAAAAAGAAAAUGUAUUUAAGCAAAGUGAAUUUAUUUUUGUCUUUUUGUUUGUCCUUGCGUUUAUUAAGAGUGCUUUCUGAGUCUCCUUUUUUGAAUGAAAUAAAUGCACCUAAAAAGGCUUAUGAAUGUAGAUGGGUCACUGCAAAGGCCUUCAUUUGUUUUUUUUAUUUAGUUUUCCCUGAACCGUUUUCUCUUCACACCAGUGUAGUGUUGUUCUCUGUUUUAUUUCCCCACAGGAGUUUGACUAUCCUCUUGAACAUUGUGAGCAGUCUGAGUGAUGUUGAAAUGUGUUGCUCGUCUUUCCACCAAUGAAAGGGCUGUAAAAGACCAUACUGAUUCCUUCAGAUGGGUUACUGUAUGUUGAAGUCUGUAACAGAGCAGGACACGCACUCCAUUGUGCUUUGCUUGACCUUUUAAUGAGCAUUUAAACAUGACACUGCACAUUCUCGUUGUUUCAAGGCAGGACUGUGAACAAGGAAUCAUUUUGCAUGAAUGCAGAUAUUGAUAAGUCAGAUGCUAUUUUCAAACAGUUUUGAGUGCUAAUGUGUUUCGCUACAUCUAAUAUCAUGUUCACUUUCCUUCCCGAAAUACAGUAGUCCACAAAUCAAAUCCAUCCAUCACAGACUCGUACGCCAAUCAGAUAUUAGCAUAAAAAUCCUUGUAUAUAUGAUUUAUGAGCAUAAAAUGUUUCUGGUUGCAGACUGAUGAUUUACUUGGAUGAAGCUUGUUAAGAUAGUUGAGAAAACCUGGUGAGUGAUGAAUGAGUUGAGAUGGACCGUGUUCUUUAAAUGGGAUCAGAGAGAAAUAUCUGGAUUAUUGAGUAAUAAUUUGAUAUAUGCAGUACAUUUCCUGAUAGUGUUUGGCAAUAAAACCUGCUGUCUGUGUGGGGUUUGUUUUGUGUGCGUGUAAAGAUGGCUCUUGUGCAUGUUGCUGUUGCGUUUAGUGUGUCAGUUUAAUCUGGGCAGGAAUGGCAAAAUCUUUAAUUUCUAUCCGAUUUGGCACUUUUUGGGGAAAUUUGGCCAAGUGCAGCCCAGGUAUGAGGUUGGGGGUGAGAAUAUUCAUAUUGAAGUGGGACAUUAGUGAAGAGGGAAGUGAUACACGAGGAAGGAGUGAGUUUGGGUGGUGUGUAUAUGAAAUGUGAUGUAGAACAAGGUUUGUUAGAGUGGGGCGUCUGAACUGAGGUUUCUUGCAUGUUUGUUAAGGACUGGCAUGGAUUUGAUGACGACUGGUUAAGGAUGAUUCAGAAAGUUUCUGUUCAAAUCCCUCACGCCAAACUGAGCUUUCCGCCAGAAUGCCUGCGUUGAUUGUGAGCAUUGUGAAUUAUCCAGUGGUGUAAUGUGAGAUGCUGUAGCAUGGUACUGUUGCUCUAUUGCCUACUGAUUACUGAUUUCAGUCGAGCUUGAGGAUGUUCUUGCAUUCAAACUGUGAUGUCCAACCCAAUAAUGUUUUCUGACCGCACAGCGGUGGUACUGUGGGAAAAUUCGCUGUUUGUGUCAGUCUUCCAACUUACACGUUUGUCUUUUUCCUCAUUCCUUUUUCUUGUUUUAUUUAUUUAUUGUUUUUGAGAGGAAGAAAAAAAAAAAGUUAAAGAACUACCCGGUUUAAUUUAAUGGGCUUUUUAGACUGC